UCCCUUUUCACCGUAUGAGCACUGAUAUGGCAGAUGAGCAGAGGAAUAAACAAGCCGUUGAGAUUAAUGACGACUGGCCAGGUUACAGUGUAGAGUUGUUCAAUUAUCCUGAGCAUUAUCAAGGUGACCUGGAGUGUGUGUACAUUCCUCAUGGAGUCAUCAUGAACAGGAUUGAGUGUCUGGCCAGAGACAUUCUUGAAGACAUUGGACAUGGUGACAUGAUGGUCCUGUGCGUUCUGAAGGGAGGAUAUAAAUUCUGUUGUGACCUGGUGGAGUCCAUCAAAGCUCAGAGCCACAGCACUAACAGAAGUCUGACCACCAGAGUUGAGUUCAUCCGCUUUAAGAGCUAUAUGAAUGAUCAAUCUACUGAAGACCUGCAAAUUAUUGGACCCGAGGACCUCUCUGUGCUGAAAGGAAAGAAUGUCUUGGUUGUCGAGGCAAUAGUGGACACAGGGAAGACCAUGAGAGCUCUUCUACAGCAUGUGAACUCCUUCCAACCCAAGCUGGUCAAAGUUGCAGGGCUUCUGGUGAAGCGACUUCCUCAAAUGGCUGCAACUCUCCCGGACUAUGUUGGAUUUAUCAUUCCCAAUCGCUUUGUGGUGGGUUACGCUCUGGACUACAAUGAAUACUUCAGAGACCUCAACCACAUCUGCGUCAUCAGUGAGAUGGGGAAACAGAAAUAUAAAGUGUGAUAAACUCCUCUUUUUGAGAGGAAUUGCCGUUAUGAAUGUAUACCUUAUUCUAACACAAGAGGAUGUGUUUGCAUAUGUGAGAUGGGAUUUCUGGAACAGAUGCUGAAUUAUCUCUGAUGUAUUAUAUAAUGGCUUUUGUAGCAAUGGAUAGUCAUUGCGGUACUGACACGUGACAUGAUGCAGAAAGUAGAAUUACUGUUCAGUUUUACAUUCUCUACCACUUUCUGGGACCCAGCAAUUCACUUUUGUCAUGCCACUGUUAUGUCCUUUUAACUCAUUAAAAUCUAAAGCGAAAGUUCACCUAAAAUGAAACAUAAUAAUGAUUUCACACACAAACAUUGGUAAGUCACCUUUAAAUUUAACUGUAUGAACUUUCUGACUUUUGUGUUGCUCUAAAGAAAGUCAUACAGAUUUGGAACAAUGCGAGUAAAAUAAAAAGGCAUCUAAAUAAAGAACAUCUGAACAGC
Molecule: messenger RNA, 1159 nt
Organism: Triplophysa dalaica
Lineage: Eukaryota; Metazoa; Chordata; Actinopteri; Cypriniformes; Nemacheilidae
Gene: prtfdc1a
Product: phosphoribosyl transferase domain containing 1a
Exons: 9
Coding region: 15-692 (225 amino acids)
Biological process (GO): hypoxanthine metabolic process; guanine salvage; IMP salvage
Molecular function (GO): magnesium ion binding; hypoxanthine phosphoribosyltransferase activity
Source: RefSeq, a predicted model, not a curated record